This is a messenger RNA of Oncorhynchus keta (chum salmon), 1515 nucleotides long. RefSeq lists its product as uncharacterized. The record is from RefSeq and is a predicted model, not a curated record. NCBI's taxonomy places the organism in Eukaryota, Metazoa, Chordata, Actinopteri, Salmoniformes, Salmonidae. The annotation marks the transcript as partial. The transcript is spliced from 2 exons.
AGCAGUAACAGUAGUAGUAGUAGUAGCAGCAGUAACAGUAGUAGUAGCAGUAGUAACAGUUGUAGUAGUAACAGUAACAGUAGUAGUAGUAUUAGUAAUUGUUGUAGUAGUAACAGUAACAGUAGUAGUAGUAGCAGUAGUAACAGUUGUAGUAGUAACAGUAACAAUAGCAGUAGUAGCGGCAGUAACAGUAGUAGUAGUAGCAGCAGUAACCGUGGUAGUAGUAGUAGUAGUAGUAGUAGUCGUAGUAGUAGUAGCAGCAGCAGUAAAAGUAGUAGUAGUAGUAGUAGCAGCAGUAACAGUAGUAGUAGUAGUAGUAGUAGUAACAUCAGUAGUAGUAGUAGUAUUAACAGUAGUAGUAGUAGUAGCAGCAGUAGUAGUAGUAGCAGCAGUAACAGUAGUAGUAGUUACAGUAGUAGUGGUAGUAGUAGUAGCAACAGUAUCAGCACUAGUAGCAGCAGUAGCAGUAACAGUAGUAGUAUUAGUAGCAGUAGUAACAGUAGUAGUAACAGUAACAGUAGUAGUAGUAGCAGCAGUAACAGUAGGUGUAGUCGUAGUAGUAUCAGUAACAGUAGCAGUAGUAGUAGUAGUAGUAGUAGUAGUAGUAGUAGUAGUAGUAGUAGCAGCAGUAACAGUAGGUGUAGUCGUAGUAGUAUCAGUAACAGUAGCAGUAGUAGUAGUAGCAGCAGUAACAGUAGUAGUAGUAGCAGUAGUAACAGUAACAGUAGCAGUAGUAGCAGCAGUAACAGUAGUAGUAGUAGUAGCAGCAGUAACAGUAUUGGUAGUAGUAGUAGUAGCAGUAACAGUAGUAGUAGCAGUAGUAACAGUUGUAGUAGUAACAGUAGUAGUAGUAGCAGUAGUAACAUUUGUAGUAGUAACAGUAGCAGUAGUAGCAGCAGUAACAGUAGUAGUAGUAGUAGCAGCAGUAACAGUAGUGGUAGUAGUAGUAGUAGUAGCAGCAGUAAAAGUAGUAGUAGUUGUAGUAGUAGUAGUAGCAGCAGUAACAGUGGUAGUAGUACAGUCGUAGCAGUUGUAGUAGUAGCAGUAGUAGCAGCAGUAACAGUAGUAGUAGUAGCAGUCGUACCAGUUGUAGUAGUAUCAGUAGUAGCAGCAGUAACAGUAGUAGUAGUAGCAGCAGUAAAGGUAGUAGUAGUAGCAGCAGUAAAAGUCCUAGUAGUAGUAGCAGCAGUAACUGUAGUAGUAGUAGUAGUAGCAGCAGUAACUAAUAGUAGCAGUAGUAACAGUUGUAGUAGUAGUAGCAGUAGUAACAGUAACAGUAGCAGUAGUAGCAGCAGUUACAGUAGUAGUAGUAGUAGCAGAAUUAACAGUAGUAGUAGUAGUAGUAGCAGCAGUAAAAGUAGUAGUAAUAGUAAUAGUAGUAGCAGUAGUAGUAGCAGCAGUAACAGUAGUAGCAGUAGUAACAAUUGUAAAUUAACAGUAGUAGUAACAGACAUUGGGUUGGAGGGCAUCGUUCCUCCCCUGGCAUCACGUAAUGACAUGAGGGCUUUUUACUAA